This is a messenger RNA of Amphimedon queenslandica, 554 nucleotides long. RefSeq names its product NADH dehydrogenase [ubiquinone] iron-sulfur protein 6, mitochondrial-like. Lineage: Eukaryota; Metazoa; Porifera; Demospongiae; Haplosclerida; Niphatidae. Gene Ontology annotation, cellular component: respiratory chain complex I. The record is from RefSeq and is a predicted model, not a curated record. Bases 34 to 435 code for a protein of 133 amino acids. The transcript has 4 exons. Gene Ontology annotation, biological process: mitochondrial electron transport, NADH to ubiquinone.
GUGGUUGGUAUUGGGUGUGGCCAAUUUGUUGUCAUGGCCGCUAGAUUUUGGAGAACUGGGAUUGUCACUUCUCGUCUAUUUCUCAGACGCAGGACUGUCUUCUCGUCUGCUGCCAGACUAGGAAGCAAUGAUAAAGUCACUCACACCGGACAAAAAUGGGAAGAAACUGAUUAUCGUAAUGUGAGGUUUAUCGAUAGAGAAAAACAAGUUAACGAGCAAUUUGCUAUUGAUCUGCUAGCUGAAGAACCAGUUACGCUGAUAAGUGGUCGAACUCAUACUUACUGUGAUGGAGGUCAUGGAGCAUUGGGUCAUCCUAAAGUUUACAUUAAUCUUGACAAGCCAGAGAUAAACGACUGUGGCUAUUGUGGUAAAAGAUUCCUUGCUUCAAAGCACAAGAACUUAUUUCCUAACGAACAGUUUGAGGACUUGCAAUAGCAAUUAUAGUAAUGAUAUUAGUGCCUAAUAACUGUACCAGCAAAGAUUAGUUUAUCAUUGCAUUAUAAAGUGGGAAAUUUUGAUGUUACCAUAAACUAUAAUUAACUUCAUUAAAAAUA